AUGACGAGUCCGCCUGUUCACAAUGACUUCUUCAAUACUGUCAUGAACAAAGCUCAUAGCAUAAACGUGCCUGCUCAAAACAAACAUGAUGUCUCUCUCGACAGCCAGGCAACUCAUAUACCAGAUGAUUCGAGCAUUCCAGCCAUCGACAUUGGAUGUCCGCUGGUGCCUAUCAGGGACGAGCCCAUAUUCAGCCGGGGUCGAAUCGUGCCCACAUCCAUCGACUCUCUUGUCAAUCACAGGCGUCCAAAUGCCAGUGUGUUACCCGACCCAAGCUUAACCUACGUUGAGGAGAUGGGACCACCCCCCAGAAACCUCUUGGCGGAUAAAUACCGGACUGCCAGGUCUGUUGCGCUCGAGACUCUCCGCUCCCACGGCCAGCUUUACGACAAGACGCCCUCCACCAGCGAUCUCGCCGACAGGUCCUUCAACCAGCCCGCGUUUCAAGAAGCCACGGCAGAGUUUGCUGAAUACGCAGUCAAGUGCAUGCCCGGCUACCUCCAGAACCCAUCCGGCCUGCGCACGAAGCGGGGGCGGGACGGAGACGAGGCGCUCGACAUUGUCCGGCCGCGCUCCCCCAAGCGCGUACGCUCCGAACGUCCUCCUGUCGAGGUCGCGAGGCCAGCGUUAGCCAGUCGGGCGAAUGCAAUGCUCUCAGAAGAGGCUUUGAAGGAUCACCCUGCCCUGCGACUGCUCGGGGACGGGUGGCAUGACAUUCACUCCCAGAUGGGGUUCGCCGAAACCACGACAGAGACGCCCGGCGACGAGCAGCGCCAAGAUGCGAUGUAUCAUUCGACAUCGCGAAUCUUGUCGAGGAUUGCCAUGGAACAUCUCGGUGAGGUAAGAGACGACAUUACGGAGGCUCUAUUGUGA
Molecule: messenger RNA, 873 nt
Organism: Verticillium nonalfalfae
Lineage: Eukaryota; Fungi; Ascomycota; Sordariomycetes; Glomerellales; Plectosphaerellaceae
Exons: 1
Coding region: 1-873 (290 amino acids)
Source: RefSeq, a predicted model, not a curated record